UCUGCGUUGGUAUAUUCAUUGAUGGUUCCAGUUAGAAAAAAGAAAAAAGAAAAAAGAAAAAAGAAAAAAGAAAAGAAAAAGAGCAGACAAAGAAGACCCGUACUCUAAUCUUCAAUCUUUCAACUUCAACAAGUUUUCAUAAAGGAGAAUUGUUGAAGAUUAAUUAUGUUUUAUAAUUAAUCUUCAGCAAUUCUCCUUUUCUUUUUCAUUUUCAUUUUCAUUUUCAUGGUCAGCCCUGUUUACGUUGAAGGAAGGCAAUAAUUAAUCAAAUCUAAAAGAUGUUACCAACCCAAACCCAAAGCCAAUUAAUUUCUUCAUUAAAUUAACCAUUAAUCCUCCUCCAGUUCUCCAAACAUUCAUAUUUCUCUCUCCUCUUAAACCCCUCACAACUCCUGAGUCCUUCAGAUCAUUUCAGGUAAUUUUAUCAUCAAUUAUUCGAUCAGGAGGGGUGGGGGGAGAAUUGAAAUUGGAGAUGGGAAAAUAUUUACGGCGAAAACAGUCGUAUAUAAGUGUUGGAGAAGAUCAUCCAGGAUGUAUAUGGGCUGUAUUCCAAAUGUUUAAUUAUCAUCCAUGGCAUAACGUUAGAAAAAUGCUUCCUUACAAGAAGCAUAAAUCAUCCCUUGAUCAAUCUACCAAAAGUAAAGGAAUAAAUCCAGAGGUAGAACAUGGAAUCAAUCAUUCACAAGAAUUGGAGGAGGAUUUGGUCUUUAAGCACUUGGCCUCUGUUAAUUCGGGGGAUGGUUCGGUUAGCAAGAGGUCACUGAAAGCCAGAAUAAAAGCAUUUAUGAAAGAGAAAAGCAACUCAAGGGAAUUAGAUAUGGUUGUUCAAGAGCCUGAAUUCCAAGGCCAUAAGAAUAAAUGUGAUGAUGAUGAUUGUGCUCCAAGUUUAUUGUCUCUUCUUAAGGCAAAUCCGAAGCUGAUUAAAAGCACUAAUCAAGUAGAUGUAGCGAGUAAUAUGAACCAGGGAACAAACGUUAAACAAAAGGAUUCGAAUGAUUUCGUGGGUGUAUUAGAGUUGUACAAAGUGGAUUACGACUUGUUCCUAAGAGUUAUGCAAGACAGUCCUCCAAGAAAACUCAAGUUGGUUAAGUGUGGUACAUUUCCUUCCCUGAAUCCUUGUAAUUUUGAAACUAGACAAACCAAAGUUGAACAACAUAAGUACAAUGAAGUUUGGCCUGUGUCCGGCAAUGCACGUGUGCUUCAGAAGGCAAAGUCACAAGGUAUUGCUAGAUCAUCAUCUAUUACUGAUUACUCCUUGGACAAAUUUGGUUAUUUGUUUGAUACUAGUAGUAAUAAAGCGAUUAAGAAGCAUCUAUCUAAGAGUUUAAGGUUGAAGAAUGACAAGGAUUUCGGGUUAUUGAAUGAUCUUCAAGGGCAGAGAUCUUUUAAAGAAAGAGACUAUCUGUCUGAGAGUGAGUCUCAUUUGUUCACUUCAAAUGAACCAUCUCGAGCUAGUCUUAAAAGAUGGAACAACACGAAUUAUGGAGAAAUGAAAUUAAGGCAUGAUUCCCCUAGAGAAGUUGAGAGUCCUGCAGAAUCACAAACACAAAGGCAGAGUUUUGAGGAACAGUUUGAUGCAAUGGCAGCAGCUAGAAAUCGCGAAACAAAUCUAGAGGGUUGUUCUUCUCAAAAAGACGAGAUUGAAAUAGUGGAUUGGCCAAUUUCUGAAGAAUCACCUUCAGUGUUAAUUAGCCCAUCAUCUAUCAGUAGAAAUUUGGAAGAGGAGACUCAAUUAGAUGACCAGUUUUCAGUGGACUAUCAGUAUGUGAAAUAUGUUAUUGAUAUAGCAGGCUUAGCAACAACAGAAAACCAAUGCGACGAGUGGCACUCGCAAACUCAACCACUUGACCCUGCAUUAUUUGAUGGAAUUGAAGUUUGCUGUCCUUUUGAGCCCAAAUCGUCAGACAAAGAUACAAUUUUCAUUUCCAGGUCUAACCGUAAAGUGGUGUUUGAUUUAAUUAACGAGGCAUUGAUAGAUAUUCACGAACGAUCCAAUGUGUAUUACCCCAAAGCAUUAUUAUCUGGGUGUCAUGUUUGUCCUACAAGAAAUGGGAAAAGACUUGGUGUUGGACAAGUUUGGAAAUAUGUUGGAGAGUACCUAAGUUGGAGGGCGGAGUUAGACCCGUCUCUUGAUGUUGCAGUGAGUCAUGACUUAUCAAAGGACAAGAAUGGUUGGCUGAAUCUUCAAACGGAUGCUGAAGGUCUUGGUCUAGAAUUGGAGGAUUUGAUUUUUAAUGAGUUGUUAGAUGAAAUUGUUUGUUAUUGAUGGGUUUGUGCAGGAUGUAUAUUCUUAAUUAUUGUAUAUAGUCAUAUGUUUCUUCUUUUGUUUAUCAACUAGUAUUAAUUACUCAGUUAGUAUAUACAUUUAAGCUGCUACAUGAUGUAAGUAGUAUACACUGUGUAAGGAGACUACAUUUAAGCUGCUAGAUGAUGAAAGAUUAAUUACAUCAA
This is a messenger RNA of Spinacia oleracea (spinach), 2451 nucleotides long. RefSeq names its product protein TRM32. The record is from RefSeq and is a predicted model, not a curated record. Lineage: Eukaryota; Viridiplantae; Streptophyta; Magnoliopsida; Caryophyllales; Amaranthaceae. The coding region runs from base 473 to 2266 and encodes 597 amino acids. The transcript has 4 exons.